GGCCGGACUGUGGCGCUGCGUCGGGCGCUGCCGCUGUGUGCUAGGGCCCGGCUCGGCGUCGGCUGUGCUCGGGGAGCAGACGGCGAGGGGCAGCGGGGACCCCGGGCCCAACAUGGCUGAAGUCAGCAUCGACCAGUCCAAGCUGCCGGGUGUCAAGGAAGUAUGCAGAGAUUUUGCUGUCCUGGAGGACCACACCUUGGCUCACAGUCUGCAGGAACAAGAGAUUGAGCAUCACUUGGCAUCGAACGUUCAGAGGAGCCGUUUGGUCCAGCAUGAUCUGCAGGUCGCUAAGCAGCUCCAAGAGGAAGAUCUGAAAGCCCAGGCUCAGCUCCAGAAGCGCUACAAAGACCUUGAACAGCAAGACUGUGAAAUUGCUCAGGAAAUUCAGGAGAAGCUGACUAUUGAGGCAGAGAGACGACGCAUUCAGGAGAAGAAGGAUGAGGACAUAGCUCGCCUUUUGCAAGAAAAAGAGUUACAGGAAGAGAAAAGGCGAAAGAAACACAUUCCAGAGUUCUCUGGAGCCAAUGAAUAUGGAGAUGGUUACUAUUAUGAAGAUGGAGGAAUGAAGCCACGAGUGAUGAAAGAUGCUAUGUCUACUCCAUCACGAGUAACCCACAGGGAUCAGGAAUGGUAUGAUGCUGAAAUAGCCAGAAAACUGCAAGAAGAAGAACUUCUGGCUACCCAAGUAGACAUGAGAGCAGCUCAGGUCGCCCAGGAUGAAGAAAUUGCUCGACUCCUAAUGGCUGAAGAAAAGAAAGCUUACAAGAAAGCCAGGGAACGGGAAAAAUCAUCUUUGGAAAAAAGAAAGCAUGAUCCGGAAUGGAAGCUAAAAUCGGCUAAAUCAGUGCAUCCAAAGUCAAAAGAGAGUGAUGAACCUCACCGUUCUAAGAAUGACAGGCCAGCACGACCACCACCACCUGCCACGACAGAAGCUGAGGAUACGGAGUAUACUCAUUUUACAAAGCAGCACAGUUCCACCCGUCAUUUCUCAAAAGCAGAGUCCUCUCAUAAAGGUUUCCAUUACAAGCAGUAAAAAAACAGGAAUCUGCCUUGAAAAUGGACUCACUGUAGCAGAUAUUGCUGGAUGAUACAGAAUGCAUUCCACACUUUUUUCCCUCCAUUGUUUGCAGUCCUGGGAUUUAUCUCAGGCUUUUGUCUGACCAUAUUUUUAAUUCAUUUCAAAUGCUUUGGUUACUCCUGAUCACUUGGGCAGUGUAAGAAAAUGUAGCUUCUGACUAAUGGCAACCUCUAUGCUGCAUAUCCUUCCUGGGAUAUAGUAUCCAAGAGCACUGUAAAAUGCCCUUUUGUUAAGUAUGGAAUAUUGGUCUCUAGGGACUAGACUUUGUUUAGCAAUUAGAAUUAUAUGGAGAUGAAUGGGAUAAAGUAAAGUAUGUUUGGAUGCAGUAAGGAUAAAAGAAUGAAGAAGUAGCUUUUUUUUGGUGUAUUAGUUUAUCAUAUUUUGAAGGACAGAGCCUUGGCUUUUUGUACUCAACAGGAAGAGAAUAAAAAAAAAAAAAGUAUGAAAAAAGGAAAUUCACCCAACAGUUGAAGUCUAAAUACCUGGACUGUGGAGGUUUUGGAUAUCCUUACAGGAGUAAAUUGGCCAGAUACUCUGUUGCUUCCUCAGUCCCAAGGCUUUCUGAAGCUGCUGGCCGAUGGACCUUGUGUCAGUUUCUGUGAGAAAAACUUAAUUCUCUGAAAUGUUAGCUCAGCUCCAUGCAAAUUCAACUGAAAAUAUUGUUUCUCUCCUUUCUUUUGUUUUGCUUGUGGAGCCAAAGGAAAUGGAAAGCAAUUGUAUAAGUGAUAAUGCUGUCAGUCUUUCUGACUGUAGAUUGAAGGUUUUAUUCCUGCUUACAAAAACAAAUAUUUGUUGGCAGCCUCUCAGUGUUGUUUUGUUUACCUGUCAAUAAGAUUAAUUCAACAUAAAGUUUGAUUAAGUAAUUCUUUUUCCAAGAUUCUACUUAUUUGUUAAUGACCUUUAUAUUCCUUUGUAUAAGACCUUUAAAGCCUCCCUUCAGGAAAUUUAGUCUUGGUUGUUAACCUCAUAGAAAUGCUUAUUUUCCUAUAUUACUUAGUUAACACAAAUGGUAGCCGAAGUGUGCGUUUGUAUUAACAUAUAUACACUCUCACACACAUGCACAUAUGUAUGUAUAUGUACAUAUAUGCAUAUUUAUACAUUAUACAUAUAUAUAUGUCAGCUUGGCUUAAUAUUCUUUUUCACUGUAUGAAAUUGACAUUUUUGGAAUUUUGACAUAGGGUUUGUUUAGGAAAGAAAUAUAUACAUGGCUAGGAAAAAAAAAAUCUUAAUUUGUUUCCUAGUGAGAACUGCCUUCUCUUUGCCUUAUUUUUUCCAGGUAGUCUUAAAAAUAAGGCAGUGUUCAGGAAGCUGUUUAGGAAUGUUUUUUGGAGUAGAUUUGGAACUGUCAUUUUGAGAAAGAUGUUUGAUUUCAUAUUUUGUAGUAUAGGAGGUUGAAUGAGUGAUGUCAUCUGAGAGUUAAGUUUUGCGCAAAUGAAAACCUAGAAAUAUAAUAAAGGAUAUUGUCAUUUUAAAGAAAUGGAGGAGAGAGUAAAUAAUAGGACUUUGGAUGGCUGUAAUGAAAUUAAUAUAGAAAAAUAGUCAUUUAGAUAGGAAAGUGGAGACAAUGUGGAGGUUCUGGCCUUAAGUCAAAUCCAGAUAGUGAUUUCAAUAGUCAAAAGCUAGACCUUGUUGACUUACACUAAUGCUAUAUUUUUCUUUAUCUGCCCUGUGAUUUUUAUUCAUAUUUUUAAAAGUUUUUUAUGGUAACUUUAAAGAAAAAAAUACAGUAGUAUUUUUAUUUGAUAAUGAGGCAAAUGAACAUCAUCAUUUGCCAUAUUUUUAUUUUAUAAAUGUUUAUUUUUCUAUCAUACAACAAUCAGUUUUAUUUCAAAACUUCUGCAUUUUCUUGCCUCUCAUGUACUUUGUUCAUUCAUAUUUAUUAUUGUAAAAUACUAACAGGAGAUACUCCAUUCAAAAAGAUGUCAGGCCACUUAACCAGACUGUUAGUGUUUUAACUGUCUUAAUGAGUGACCAAAGGUGGUAAUUCCCUUGUGCUAUCCAAUUCAACAUAUGUAUUGAAAAUGUGUUACUUUUUUUAGGUUUUUAAAAAAUUAAAAAUUUUAUCUUUAUUUUAUUUUUUGUAAAGCAGACACUUUUUAAAGAAUAUCAGAGUAAUUAUUUCCCUAUUAAUAAGAAGGUAGAAAUCUAAUUCUACUGAUUAAAUAGUCCUUCUCUUUCAAAUAAUUAUCUUUGAGACAAUAGAAGCAACUGGUAACUGUACUUUAAUGAAUUGCUAGACACUCUUCCCUGUGUUCUCUGUUUUAUACUUUGUCAUUUAAUAUAAAUAUGGAAAUAUUUUGUUCCUGAUUCUGCUGCUAGAACACAUACCAUUUAAUUUUUAGAGUCACAGUGUAUUAUGCUUUAAUAUUGUGAUAUAAACUAAUGCUUCUGGCCUUGGAAAAGCCUCCAUUAAUAGCAGUAUUGCCGAAUGAGCACAAUGUGUUACGGAGAUGUAUCGAAGACUACUUACAUGUAUGUCUUCUUUCCUCCACCUAACUUUUUGCAAAGUAUUGCCUGGAAGGGAGGUUAUAGAGUCAGGCUAAAGGUCCUAACUUAAAAAAACAAACAAAACCCUUGACUAGUGUUCAAACCACUGUUAGACCCAGUUAUUUUUCAGGAGACUGGACAUAUGGUUUGCCUGCUUUAAAGGAGGAUUAGACAAUGACUUUGCAUACCGUUUAUUACUGCUUCUCAAGUGACUUCACAACAACCAGCAGCAUACUGAUGAACUGCAAAAAGUGCCAUAUGGUUUUUGAUCAUAGAGAAACAUCUAAAUUAGAAAAGAGCUGAAUAGAUGCUCCUAGGAGGAAAAAUUCAAAAUGACAAUGGACACUUGGAUCCAGGUCAACAUAUUGUACGUUCGGUCUUGGGCUCCAUUGAACUCACUCUAAAAAACCACAAGCCUGACUCAUUUCCCUCUUUUCAUCUCUGCUGUGACUUGAAACUGAACUGAAUGAUGAAUACAUUCUUUUCUGAUAGUCGUCUAUUCCUUUUCCUUAAAGCCAGAAUAUUUCAUUAUAAAAGUGAAGAGCUUUUAACUGAUAAUUAUUUUUAUUAAGUAUGAUUGAGUCUUCUCCAAACUUGUGUUGUGCCAAAUUGGAAAUAACCUAAUUAUAACAUGGUGCAUUCAGUAUACCACACAAGUGGUUAACAUUUUACAGCCUUGAUUUUCAAUAUCUGUGGCCAUUGUAUAAAAAUCAUUUUGGUCAAUGGAUAUCAAAAUGAUUCAUUAUUUAGUGAUGAUUCUGUUGAAAGACAACUGUAGUGAUUGACUAUAAAACUUUGUACCCUAGUAAAAACUAGCAGCUUUCUGAAGGGCAGAGAACUGAAUAUAGCUUGCAGUUAAAGGCGUUUUCCCCUCUUCCGUUUUUGAAAGACAGUAUUAGUGUAGGAAGCAUUAACAUUGUAAGGGAAUGCUGGUCAGGUCAAUUUCACUGUAUAUACUGUGCCAUAGUCUGAUAAUUUAGGCUUUUUAGAAACAAUUAUAAAUCAUACCUGAUUGAUCAGCAAAAGUGAAAAGAUUUGUAAGGAUGUACUUUGUCCAUUGUUACUCAUAUUCAGAGAAAUCGCUGUAUGAAAUGGUCCUAUUUUCUCCUCAUAUCUCGUGGUGCCUGUGUGUCUUAAGAAGCCAUAUCUGCUUAUCUUACUGUUGAUAGAAAGCUCUUUUCUUCUUAGCCCAUGAUAGGCAAUAUGGGCCACGAGAAGCAAACUUGGUACUUUCCUGUAAAUGCUGCAAGGGGCACCAUGUUAUCUAAGCUCUUGGUGGAAGAAUCUCUUUUGUCCUGUGGUAUGUGAUACUGUUAAAGGAAAGAGUCGGAGUUGUUGUUGCUCCUGGCAUUUAACAACUGUAAUUAGAAAUGCUGAAAUUUACUUGUAGAAAAGUCAAGAAGGAGAUGAUAAACUGGGAAAAUGUCAUUGUCACAGAGUCCCAUUCCUGUUGAGACCUGCACUUUAUGCUAACACUGUCUAUAGGGAGUAGUAUUGCCUUAAGUUAAUCUGUCUCCAACCCAGGUCAGUGUACUUCGCUUCCUGUGUGUCAAUUGCCAUCAAGUCUCCAUUGAGAUGUAACAUUCAUAGAUGAUUCACAAGCGUCCUUGUCAUCAGUAGCUUUGAAUCUCCUCUCCCCUGAGCUGUUCCUGACAUGUAACACUGUUGGAUACAUUAUUCGACCUUGUUUGUCAAUCUCUGAAUGAGCAGUGACAUGACAAAAAAAUUUCCUGGUUGUGUAUAUCUUUCACACCAGUUGAUCACUUUCUGAAUAAUUGAGAGUUGACCGUCCUCCUUUUCUAUGGUGACUAUUCCAAAGGUUCUUUUGUACAGUGAAGAUGGUCAUAUUAUCUAUUUAUAAGAAGUUCUCCAAUACUCUGUUUAUUGAAAUGCUUACCAUUAACAGCAAAAGGGAGAAAACCAAAGCAGAGACAUUUAGUGGAAAUGAGACAUUUGCUGAUAUGAAGAGUGUGUCUAUUUUAAGAGGAAAUUGGGAAAACUUUUGCUAUGGUAGGGAAGACACCGGCAUGUUUUUUAAAGGUUCUAUUAAAUGCUAUAAAGUAACAUGAUCAUAUGACUAGUGAUGUUGAUUUGUGGAAUUAUCUGACUGUAAAAUCCAUUCUGUUUCUAUUAAUGUGUGUGUGAACACUGCUUACUAACAUGUUCCUGAUGGAUUUAAUAUGCUUUUCUCUGCAAAAGAAAUAUGUGUAUUCUCUGCAAACUAGAAUAUGUUUUUCUCUUUUUGAGUGACUUUGAGAACAUAGGAAAUCAGCACUGUACUAAACUGGUUUCAGCAUUUCAGAUGAGAGCAGAAUUAAUUACCUGACUCACUCUGCCCCAUGGUUCAUUGCUGAGGUUCACGUAAAGAGCAAAAGAAGUGAAAGACAGGGUUUGAGUAACAUUUCCUUCACAAAAGAUCAAAGAUUAGGAACAAUGGAAAGAAGAUAAUUGAGAGGAGAAACCAUGUCCGGUCAUAUACUUAAGAUAUCAUUUUAUUGCACUGGAUUUCAGACCAUAAUUGCUAAAACAGUUUCUAGUUGUUAAAUUUGGUGAGAGAGGUUUUGACGUCAGAAUUUUUGUACUUAUGAUUAAAUUAUCCCCUGAAAUCCCCAUAGGCUGUAACUUCAGCUCCUACUAUAAACUUGAAAGUCAAAUUCCCUUUCUCAGAAAUAACGAUAUUUUUCACCUGCCUUGUACUGAUAGCCUAGUAUUCAUUUCAUGAAGUGUUGUAAAUAAUGAGAACAGUGGGGAGAUAGAGUAUAAAAAUGAUGUUCCAAAAUGAGAAUUCUCUGUAAUGGAAUUUCCCCUAACAAGAAUCCAUCCCAGCACUAUACUUAUAUUCUGGAAAGGUGCUGAAUUAAAAAUCACAGAAGUUUGCUCAUAUAAAUCAAGUUGCUCAGGAAAUUUGAGGUGAUGCUAUUAUUUAUCUUACAGUUUGGGAAAGUAGUCUCUUGAGGCAGACUAAAAAAAUUCAGGCACUUUCAGAUUUUUUGGAGCCCCUCUGAAAAUUUGGAAUAUGGAUAUGCUUAUAAAGAGAAGUGAAUAUCCCAAGUGCUUAUGAAUUUAUAGCCAACCCCAAAGGCAGCUUUGAAAGAACUAUCUCAUGGGAACUAAGAUAAACUUGAUGGAGAAUAGUUGCCUGUCUGAGGGCAAAAAACAGGUCACUUUGAACCACAUGCCUAAUUAGAGAUUAAAUGAAACUGUGAGGGACAUUUUGUGGGUGCCUUAAAGGUGACUGGUGGUGGGUACUGGUAUAUGCACCCAUCUGGACUAGACUGAGGGAAACAGUCUAUUUCAAUUCACCUUCAUACAGCACAAGUUGUUCCUGCUUAUCACCUCCCUGAGGAAAAUGAGUAACAUGGUGCUGGUGAUUUCCAUGUGUCUUGAGAGGUAGAGCAGGUCAGCUUCAUCUAAGGCACUCUCCGGUGCUCAAGCCUCCCUUAAAUGCCAACUGUACAUCCGCAUUAAUUCAUCUAUGCAAGCUUGUGUUUUCAUGAUUUGUUUUUACACAAGGUGUCCCAUUUGGUUCUUUAAACAUCAGGUUUAAUACAGAUAUUAUGAAUAAUUUUUAAACCAAAGUAUUGUAUAAGUCUCUGUGCUUUGUUCUCCUGGAUGGUUUAACUGAGGUAAACACCAAUCUUGUCUUUCUCUCUUAAUAAAGUCAUCAUUUGUUAAGUCAGUGA
Molecule: messenger RNA, 7248 nt
Organism: Lepus europaeus (European hare)
Lineage: Eukaryota; Metazoa; Chordata; Mammalia; Lagomorpha; Leporidae
Gene: CCDC50
Product: coiled-coil domain containing 50
Exons: 11
Coding region: 113-1033 (306 amino acids)
Cellular component (GO): cytoplasm
Molecular function (GO): ubiquitin protein ligase binding
Source: RefSeq, a predicted model, not a curated record